AUGCCGAGCAGGACAUGGGAAGGCCAAAUCCGGGGCCCAGACUGGGGUCGAUGGUGGGGCGGCGUGGGUCUGGCCUGUGGAAAGGGUCUCUCUGACUCUCUCUGUCUGUAUCGGUUAAUUGUAGUUCUUUCUAGUCGAACUCCUUCCUCAUGUCCACCUCGAUGCUCCCUUAUCACUUUACUUUUCCUCGUUGUCUGUUGGCUUGGAACCUGUUACUAUUGGCCAGCAUCGUCUUUUAUUUGCCAAUUGACCUCGAGAAGCGAAACCUACCACUAUACCGCAAUGGUACGAUUACACAAGCCUCCAAGGAUGGAUACUGGAAUCAUUGGACCCGUCACGGUUAUGGACAGCUUUGUUUCACGAUUUGGCAGCCAAUCAUCAACCAUUCACGGCUUGAUCGUCUCAUCCAUCCUGAUUCCAGCUGCAUUUUCUUCCUUCUUUGCGGGGUAUCUGGCGGACAAAAUGGGUAGGCCUAAGAGUAUCAGCAUCGGUGCUCUUAUCUUUGCAAUUGGGGCAGCUUUGGAAGCGGCUGCUGUGCAUAUUGGGAUGUUUGUUGUGGGACGUUGCAUCGAGGGCAUAGGUGAGGGCUUAUAUCUAGGCACCCUCGUCGUCUACAUCUGCGAGAUCUCUCCGCCAAGGGUUAGAAGAGCGUUGACAACCGGGCCCCCGUUGCUAAUUACUCUGGGGUUGACGAUCGGUUUCUUUACAUGCUACGGUACUUCUCGCAUGAAGUCUUCCUUUUCAUGGCGCACGCCUUUCAUCAUCUUGGCUUGUCUGGCUGCUACAUUCUCCAUGGCUUCACUCCUGUGGUUAACUCCAUCACCGAGAUGGUUGACCCUCCAUGGCCGGAGAUCGGAGGCUACUGCAGUUUGGGACUACCUUGAUACUCAGAGCGUUAAUACUGAGGCUGUCGCGAGUGCUUCGAGCGACAUACAUGCCCCAUCCGUAUACCAACGCCAGGACAGAUCAAUGAAGCACAAGUUUUUCGAUCUGUUUUCAAAAGAUGUACGGACACGCACCGCACCGGCUGUGUUUCUAAUGGGCAUGCAGCAGCUCAGUGGGAUUGAUGGUGUGCUCUAUUAUGCCCCACUGCUCUUCGAGCAAGCAGGACUAGCUUAUUCAGAUGCCAGCUUCUUUGCCUCGGGUGUUUCUGCAAUAGUCAUCUUCGCCGUAACCAUUCCGGCGCUCAUAUGGGCGGACAGGUGGGGCCGACGACACAGCACUAUUUAUGGUGGCAUCGGCCUCGCCGUCACAAUGUUCUUGAUAGGGGGUACGCAGGGAAUGCCGUAUACAACUCAACUGGUGCAGGUCGGUGGGUGGUCAUCGUCUGCAUCUAUAUUUUUGCAGUCAUAUACUCUCUCAGCUGGGCAGUUGGCAUCAAGAUCUACGCAGCAGAGAUACAACCACAAAGGACCCGCGCAUCAGCCACUAGCCUGGCACAUGGCAGCAAUUGGACCGCUAAUUUUCUGGUCGCACUAACGACUCCCAUAUUACUGUCAAAAAGCAGCAGCUUCGGUGCAUACUUUCUCUUUGGUGGAUGUACUCUGAUCACGGCGUGCAUUUGCGCCCUCUUCAUGCCCGAAACAAAAGGACGAUCCUUGGACGAAAUCGAGGAGGCCUUCAAGUCCAAAUCUCUAUCAAGAACACUACUAAAGGCGUUGCGACCUAUUACUCGGACAGCCUAG
Aspergillus niger is the source of this 1685-nucleotide messenger RNA. RefSeq lists its product as uncharacterized. The annotation marks the transcript as partial. Gene Ontology annotation, cellular component: membrane. Gene Ontology annotation, biological process: transmembrane transport; carbohydrate transport. The record is from RefSeq and is a predicted model, not a curated record. NCBI's taxonomy places the organism in Eukaryota, Fungi, Ascomycota, Eurotiomycetes, Eurotiales, Aspergillaceae. The transcript has 5 exons. Gene Ontology annotation, molecular function: carbohydrate:proton symporter activity.